Messenger RNA from Limanda limanda (common dab), 1778 nucleotides. Its product is annotated as histone-lysine N-methyltransferase SETDB1-A-like. Gene Ontology annotation, molecular function: histone H3K9 methyltransferase activity. Bases 56 to 1528 code for a protein of 490 amino acids. The transcript is spliced from 9 exons. Gene Ontology annotation, cellular component: nucleus. NCBI's taxonomy places the organism in Eukaryota, Metazoa, Chordata, Actinopteri, Pleuronectiformes, Pleuronectidae. Gene Ontology annotation, biological process: heterochromatin organization; negative regulation of gene expression. The record is from RefSeq and is a predicted model, not a curated record.
CAUAAGGCGAAGAAGACGUCGCCAUUGAAAACACGGUGAGCUGCUCGGAGUGAGAAUGGAGGAGGACGAGAUGAAGAUGAGCAAAGCGGAGCUCGAACAGUGGAUCAGACUGAAAGUAAAAAAGAGCCGGCUGCUCGACCCCGAGGUGCUGGAGAAACGCUUCGAGCUGCAGUCGCUGCUGGAGAUGAAACAGAAGAUGGCCGACAAUCUACUGAAGCUCCAAGAGUCUGUGGCAUCGUGUGAAGCCAUCGUGAGGAAACAGUACUCGCUGCUGGGAUUGGAGUACAGAGACACCGAUUCUGAUGAGGACAAGAACAGCUGUGGUGAUAGUGCCUGUCUUUCUCCAGCUGUUACCGGUCGUACUCAUCUGUCACCAAAGCAACUGGGAAGUAAGAAUCCGCAAGGAAGCAGAAAGCCUUUUCAAAUGAUGGAACCAGUGGUGGUCUUGACCAGACUGCCUGACCUGCAGAUGCUUGAUCUACGUCCACCAACAACUCCAAUGUCCAACAGUGACGAUCACAGCUUGAGCGAUGCAGAUUCUGAUGAACUAUGGGAACCAGAAAAAGAAUCCAGUGAUUCACAAGAUCCAAGUUAUAACUCUGGGCCAAAAAAGAGGAGGAAAAUUGAUCAUGUGUCUCCGAAAAAACACGAGACAAAGCAUGAGAGUGAGCAAGCCGACACUAAAACUGAAGCCGAUAGCACUGAAGCAAAAACAUUGGAACCCCAAGCUAAGGAACAGAAGAAUACGGAACAUGAGCAAGAGGAGAAAAACACAACCAAAGAAUCGUCGCCGCCUGUAAACACCAAAGUUACAGGAGUAACAGCUCCAUGCACAUCUUCUGGUGACGCCACUAAGGCCCCCCCCAGUGCUCCCCAAGUAGAGCUCAGUGUGAACAUGAAAGUCCUGGCCAGGAAGAACCCCAUGAUCUGGCAACCGGGCAAAAUCGCGGAAAUACUAACAAAGGAAGAUGGGAGGCUGAAAUACAAGGUUAUCUUUGUAGAGAAGGGGAAGAGCCUUGUGUCUGCUCACCACAUCGCCUCGGAACAAGUGUCCAGUAUUGAGCAGGUGUUCGUCGGCGCUCGUGUGGUCGUCAAGAGUAAAGUUGACCGGAACUACUUCCCUGGAGUCCUGGCAGAGCUGCCGAGCAGGAAAAACAAAAUGAGGUUCCUGAUCUUUAUCGACGACCACACUCCGAUCUACGUUCCCUUACAUGGUUUUCGCCUAGUGUGCCAACCAUUGUCGUGCCCUCUGGACGAUAUUCAAGACGACGCCCACAAGAAAUUCAUGGCGGGCUAUUUGAAAAGCUGGCCCAACACUCUGAUGACCCACUAUCCGCAGGGAGAAACCAUCGAAGCGGAACAUAAGGGCGUGCAGAAGAAGUGUGAGGUGCUGACGGUCGACAGCAGCUUGGUCCAGGUCGUUUUUAAGGAAGAUCAACACAAGCAGUGGUUCUACCGAGGCUCCAUGCGCUUGAAACACAUGAUUAAUUUGAGGAAGCAGAUGGAGUUGGAAAAGGUGAAGAAGUAAGCAGUCUACCUCAUCCGACCACAAAUGAACUUCUUCCUCUAAAACAAACCAGGCCGUAUUGUUCUCAGGUGCUAAAGGUUCCUCACUGGCUGUAAUGGCCGGAAACUGUCAAACAUGAAGUAUAAUUGUAUUUAAUUUUUGUUUUUGUGUGUGUGUGUGUGCCUUAAUAAAAACUAAUUGUUGCAUUUCAUUUAAGUUCAUUUGAUUGUUUUAAUGUUAUGAGAAACGCAGCGGCUGUUUUACAUGUACA